AUGGCGAAUAGUUCAGAUAAUAAGCCCGAAGCAAAUGAAACAAUACAUGAAAACGCUGCAACCAAAAAUGACAAGGAAAAUGAUAAAACUGAAAAUAAAACAACAUCAGAGGUAAAUGGAAAAAGUAAAACUCAUACUAUUAAUAAUAAUGUAAAUCAUUUAUCAAGUGAACAUGAAAAAAAAUACGUACAAGAAACUUACAGUUUUACAUUUGACAAAAGCUUAUUUGCAGCACCAAAGUUUCAUCCUUAUUUCAUGAUGAAAAAUUAUACGGUUCAUUAUAUGGACCCUAUUAUUAAAAAGGCAAAAGCUAAAAAACACACAUGUUGUUGUAAUUAG
This is a messenger RNA of Plasmodium reichenowi, 339 nucleotides long. RefSeq lists its product as hypothetical. The record is from RefSeq and is a predicted model, not a curated record. The transcript is spliced from 2 exons. The coding region runs from base 1 to 339 and encodes 112 amino acids. Lineage: Eukaryota; Apicomplexa; Aconoidasida; Haemosporida; Plasmodiidae.